This is a messenger RNA of Octodon degus (degu), 1127 nucleotides long. It is a transcript of the gene Psmg2, whose product is annotated as proteasome assembly chaperone 2. The record is from RefSeq and is a predicted model, not a curated record. The transcript has 8 exons. Bases 280 to 954 code for a protein of 224 amino acids. Lineage: Eukaryota; Metazoa; Chordata; Mammalia; Rodentia; Octodontidae. Gene Ontology annotation, cellular component: nucleus; cytosol. Gene Ontology annotation, biological process: proteasome assembly.
CAGGGCAGCUUCCCCGUCCCUGCCGUGACCAUGUUCGUUCCUUGCGGGGAGGCCGAGCCCGACCUCUCAGGCUGCACCCUGCUGCUGAUCUGUAGUUGUGACUUGGAAGUAAGGUUUCCUGGAUCACCUUAUAAGGAACCACAGACACGCGUAUGCUCACAGUCAUUGUAUUUCUCCUCAUAGCCACUGUAUUUCUUACUGCUGAUUUUAUUCCAGCCAGCAGUAUCUGUUGGAAAUGUUGGCCAACUUGCAAUAGAUCUGAUUAUUUCUACACUGAACAUGUCUAAGAUCGGUUACUUCUAUACUGAUUGUCUGGUACCAAUGGUUGGAAAUAAUCCAUAUGCAACAGCAGAAGAGAAUUCAACAGAACUCAGUAUAAAUACUGAAGUAUAUUCAUUGCCUUCAAGAAAGUUAGUGGCUCUUCAGUUGAGAUCUAUUUUUAUUAAGUACAAAUCCACCUCAUUCUGUGAAAAACUCCUUUCGUGGGUGAAGAGUAGCAGAUUUGCCAGAGUGGUCGUUCUUUCGAGCAGUCACUCAUACCAACGGAGCGACCUACAGCUGCGCAGCACUCCUUUUCGGUACCUACUUACGCCUUGUAUGCAAAAGAGUGUUCAGAAUAAAAUAAAGAGUCUUAACUGGCAAGAAAUGGAAAAAACUCCAUGCAUUCCAGAAGUGAGAGAUUCUGAUUACUGUGUCCGGAUUCCAGGAGGAGGGAUCACAAGAGCACUCUACAAAGAGAGCUGCUCUAAAGAAAUCGCAAUGGCGGUGCUGCUGAAGUUUGUUUCUGAAGGGGACAACAUCCCAGACGCACUGGGGCUCGUCGAGUAUCUUAAUGAGUGGCUGCAGAUCACCAGACCGCAGGGCGGCGGCCCAGCACCGUCCACCUUGGCCUGGAGGAUACCAAGUUCUUGGAAAUUACUCUUUGGCAAUGGUCUUCCCCCUGCACUGUUCUGAUCUGUUUUCAGCCACCUGAGAUGCUGCAAACACGUACUGUCCAAAAAUAUAUUAGGACAUAUUUUUGUAGAAAAUGUCCCAGAACAGUGUGUGGACAGACCGUCUUUUCCCAAGCCUUUCGUCAGCUACAAUGGAUGUAAAACUUGUGCAAUAAAAUUUUAUUUCCUAAGUAA